Messenger RNA from Tachysurus vachellii, 2037 nucleotides. RefSeq names its product mitochondrial E3 ubiquitin protein ligase 1b (gene mul1). Gene Ontology annotation, molecular function: ubiquitin-protein transferase activity. Gene Ontology annotation, biological process: protein ubiquitination; organelle organization. The transcript has 5 exons. NCBI's taxonomy places the organism in Eukaryota, Metazoa, Chordata, Actinopteri, Siluriformes, Bagridae. The record is from RefSeq and is a predicted model, not a curated record. The coding region runs from base 258 to 1304 and encodes 348 amino acids. Gene Ontology annotation, cellular component: mitochondrion.
UUGGGACUGGACCGGAGCGGCGCUUUUUAGUGGUUUACUAGAGCUACUGUAUAGAGUUGUUGACAUUCGGGUUUUUUUGGUGAUUAUAAGUGUUUUGGUUAAAACAUAGAAAUAGGAAUUUCACCUAAAUGUCGUUAGUAUUUAUCCGUGUAGUCCUGUGGUCUGUGUAAAUUAUAAAAGCACUGCGAAUGAAAUGUUAGCAUUUAGUUAGCCAGCUAACACGCUAACAAGCUAACUAAAGCUAGUAGAGUAAAAAAAUGGAUUCGAGCGGCAAACCUUCCACAGGCCAGAUCUUGCUCUUGGCCACCAGUUCAGCCCUCACUGCUCUCCUCUACUCAGUGUUCAGGAAGAAGGCCAGCAGUGCUGUCAGAUUACAAGAAGCCAAGAAAAUAUCAUUAGAUCAAGAUCUACAGAGCAUUCUGGCUGAAUCUCCAGGCAAAUGUAUACCAUACGCUGUUAUAGAAGGGGUUGUCCGGUCUGUUAAAGACGCCUUGAACAGUCAGUUUGUGGACAACUGCCGAGGCGUGAUCGCCAGACUGACACUAAAGGAGAAGAAGAUGGUGUGGAAUCGGACCACUCAUAUCUGGAAUGACUAUGAAAAGGUCAUCCACCAGCGCACCAACACUGUACCCUUCGUCCUCGCUUCACACGAUGACACCAUCACAACCACCGUGAGCGUGAUCCGCCCCCUGGACGCUGAGCUGAACCUCGAGAAGACGUAUGAGAACUUCCACCCAGCAACAAGCUCCUUCAGUAGCAUUGUGGGUCACUUCCUGAGCGGCGAGCGGCCACAGGGUGUGACCGAGAUGGAGGAGAUGCUGAGGCUGGGCGCAAGCAUCACGGGCGUGGGCGAGCUGGUGAUGGAUGGCGGCGUGGUGCGGCUGCAGCCACCCAAACAAGGAUUGCGCUACUUCCUGAGCAGCCUGGAUUAUGACACGCUGCUAGAGAGCCACACAAGAAGCGUGAGGUUCUGGAAAAUUCUAACAGCACUCAUGGGACUGACAGCAUGUGCUACACUGAUGUAUGUGCUGUGGAGGCGCUAUACCUGGCACAAGGAAAAGAAGAAGGCGCGUGAGAUGAUGGAGGAGUUUGAAGAGCAGAGGAGGAGGAGGACGGACGGGGAAGAGGAGGCAGUGCAGGUCGGAGCUUGUGUCGUGUGCCUGGGUCAACAGCGCUCGUGCGUUUUUCUCGAGUGUGGUCAUGUGUGCACGUGCUGGCAGUGUUACCGCGUGCUGCCCACGCCAAAGAAGUGCCCCAUGUGCAGGGCUACUAUAGACCGGGUGGUGCCUCUGUUCAACAGCUAAUCAAGUCUCAGAAGUAAAAAAAAAAAACAAAAAAACAAACAAAAAAAAAACCUGAGGCUUCAGUUGUGUAAUUUUUGGUGUGAAAAUAUUGAUUUUCCAACCUAUUGGUAGGCGCUACACUGAUUCUGGGUGAACAUUUCUUUAGGAUAAAUCAAUUUAAGGAUAAAAUUAUCCUUUAUUUAGCCUUCUAUUUAAGCACAUAGAGAGAGAGAGAGAGAUAAAACAAUAUUGAGAGAAAUUAUGGCAUAUAAUACCUCACUAAUGGUUAAAGGACAAAUCAGGAAAUAUUUAUCAACUUCAUCACAGAAAUUGUUAUGUGAUAUUAGCAGCAGGUGGAUCUAAAUGGUUUAAGAACAAACGUUCCUGCUCUCAGGGCUGCUCUGUUUGGCUGCUGGCAGCCAGAGAGAGAGAGUCACAGACAGACAGACAGACAGACAGACAGACAGACAGCACUUCCAAUAUAAAGAGCAGAAAAGCCUGUGGACUGUUUUGCUUGACCACUGAAAGUUCUGUAUUUCUUUGUGAAGACAUUGUGAUCUCGUUGGUGUCGGGUGAAUUUUAAGAUUCGGCAGAGGUUUGACACAAAAGGCUUUAAACAGCAUACGUGUUAAAACAAUCGAUUUUUCUGUUCUUGUUGUUCAAGAGCUUUAAAAUGAUGCUUGAAUUCAUUUUUUUAAAGUAUAACUUUUCAUAAAAGGCUUCAAUAAAGUUUUCUUCCAAUACCAUAAAAAAA